CUGAAGGAGAGUGGUGAGCAAAGGAAUGAAGGGGAGAGAGAGAGAAACUAAACUGGAAGCUUGAGUUUUGUGUAGCUUCUUGAAACCUUAUGAAUGGAUUACUAGCAGCUGGGAGCCAGGAGAGAUCUAUAGGGGAUGCAAGAUCAUCCGCACAGUAACAGGGGGAGAAAAGCACGGUGGAAUUCCUCCUUGCUGUGUUAUCCCUCCUUGCUGAACUGCAUGGGACCUGCAAGACUCCCAGGAGGUGAAGUCAAGGUCUCUCAGACUCAUAAGGUUAUCAGGACAUCAGACGGGCACCCCAAAGGAGAACUUUUUGGAGACUUGCAACCUACCAACAAGUUGGAAGGGGACUGAAACAAAAAACCUUCAACACCCGCCUCCCAAGGGAGCUGAGGGAGACGUUCUGACCUGCGCAGGUCAGGCUGGGAGCUGGAUGGGGACCUGGCUGAGAAGGAUAUCUGGAGACUGAAAGUUAAGUACCAGUUUGGAUUUCUUGUGCCCCCAGAUUCUUUUUGCAUUUUUAGGUGGUAAGCAUCAAAUUCUGUGUCUCUGGUUACAAGUUCUCCUGGGAUUUGUUGGAAGGUAAAUGCAUUUUAGAGUAAGAACUACAAAGAAAAAGUAACUCUUUCCAAAGAAGGAGAAAGGUGAAAGAAAUGCAAAUGAGAGGAUAACCUUCUUUUGAAUGACUUCAGGUGGUGAGGGCUGUGUCUGUGAAUGAGUGCGUGUUUGGGAGGGUUUGGCUCAUGUCCAUGUCCCUCUCCUAGUAUCAGCAGGGGGAGGAGCUAUUGAGGAAAGGACAAGAAAGAAAGGAAGGAAGGGAAAAAGGAAGGAAGGAAGGAAGAGAGGGAGGAAGGAAGGAGAAACCUGAGCUGUCUAGGAAGAAAUUCAAGGGAACCCAGAGAAAUGAACUUCAUUCUGCAAAGACUAAACUAGAGCUUAGUUUAGGAGAGAGAGGAAGGGUGGAAGGACGAGGAAGCACACGCACGGGGAGACACAGAGGCCACACUGGCACGACCCCCAGAGCAGGUUGCAGAACAAAAGACACUCUUCUGGGGCUGCUUGGAAAAGUUUGGUCCGUGAACAACACAGUUUCCCCGGCGACUGCAAAUUCACGGCCAGCCUUCUCUUUCUCUUCUCCCCAUCAUUCCAGUGUGGUACCCAGAAGUUGACUUCUGGUUCUUCAUAAAUUGCUGGGGGGAGGUAUGAUGUGCUUAAAGAUCCUGACACUAAGCCUGGUGAUUCUCGCUGGGGGGACACUCAGUACUGCCAGCUCUGAGCUUGGCGUGUCACGCAAGCAGUCACUGGCUCAGAGCGGUCCCCUGAACCAGGUGCUGUCGGGAGGAGAACGCUGCUGGCUGGGGGCCCAACUUCAAAGACCCAGAGCUGCUCCCCAGCAUCACCUCUUUGGGGUCUACCCCAGCAGGCCUGGGAGCUACCUGAGGCCCUACCCUGUGGGGGAUCAGGACACCCGCCAUGCAGGACGCAGUAAGUCAGACGCCGAGGCGACGGCUGCGCACCACCGUCCCCCAGACCCAGAUGCAAGUGCGGGAGUGAGGAGUGAGGCUGAACGGCUGGCCGCCCGGCAGGUCGGGGGUGGUCCUACUGGGCAAGCUGAGCUUCUGGGAGACAGUGACACUUAUCUUGGUGAACGAGGAUCCAAGGAGCCUCUAGGUAAGGCUGGGACUCAGGAAAACUCAGCCACGGCUGCCACCAUUACCACCUUCACAUACCCGAAGGAGCCCAAACCAGUGACCCGAAGGAAGGGCUGGAUGAAGACCAGGCGGCGGCGCCAGGUGGCGAAGAAGCAGGCAGAGGGCAUCCGGGGAGACCCUGAUGUCUCUCCCCGGCAUUUCCAACCUUGGCCCAAGCACCCCCUUGUGCACGGGGUCAGAACCAGUCCAUUGGAGGACAGCACCCCGAACGGGGAGGACCCCUACUGGGAGGCCGAGACCUUGAGCCCCCACGGAGGACUGCCUGUCCUGUACUUCUCCGGGAGGCGGGAGCGGCUGAUGCUGCGUCCAGAAGUGCUGGCUGAGAUUCCCCGGGAGGCGUUCACAGUGGAAGCCUGGGUGAAGCCGGAGGGAGGACAGAACAACCCAGCCGUCAUCGCAGGUGUGUUCGAUAACUGCUCCCACACUGUCAGUGACAAGGGCUGGGCCCUGGGUAUCCGCUCAGGGAAGGACACGGGAAGGCGAGAUGCCCGCUUCUUCUUCUCCCUUCGCACUGACCGUGUGAAGAAAGCCACCACUGUGACUGGCCGUCGUCGCUACCAACUAGGCAUGUGGACACACGUGGCAGCCACGUAUGAUGGACAGCGUAUGGCCCUGUAUAUAGAUGGCACUCGGGUGGCUAGUAGUCCAGACCAGUCUGGUCCCCUGAAUAGCCCCUUCAUGGCAUCCUGUCGCUCUUUGCUCCUGGGCGGGGAUAGCUCUGAGAACGGGCACUAUUUUCGUGGACACGUGGGCACCUUGGUCUUCUGGUCAAAGGCCCUCUCACAGACCCACCUGCAGCAUAGUCCUCAGCAUCUGAGUGGAGUGGAGGAGUUCACCAGCCUGCUCCUGACAGCCAGUUUUGAGCCCCUAGAAGAACAGUGGUCCCUGUUUAGAGAUGGGAAGUACCCGCGGCUUGAAGUUCUCCAGGGCUUCGAGCGAGAGCCUGAGAUUCUGUCACCUCUGCAGCCCCCACUCUGCGGGCGAACAGCUUGUGACAAUGUGGAACUGAUCUCCCAGUACAACAGGCACCGGCCCCUUCAGGGAGAGAAGGUGAUACGCUACCAGGUGGUGAAUAUCUGUGAUGAUGAGGGCCGGAACCCCACCGUGAGCGAGGAGCAGAUCCAUCGGCAGCACGAGGUGCUGAACAAAGCCUUCAGCCGCUACAACAUCAGCUGGCAGCUAAGUGUUCACGAGGUCCACAACUCCACCCUGCGCCACCGGGUUGUGCUUGUAAACUGUGAGCCCAGCAAGAUCGGCAAUGACCACUGUGACCCUGAGUGUGAGCACCCACUCACGGGCUAUGAUGGGGGUGACUGCCGCCUGCAAGGCCGGUGCUACUCCUGGAACCGCAGGGAUGGGCUCUGCCACGUGGAGUGCAACAACAUGCUGAAUGACUUUGAUGAUGGGGACUGCUGCGACCCGGAGGUGGCUGAUGUGCACAAGACCUGCUUCGACCCUGACUCACCCAGGAGGGCAUACCUGAGCGUGAAGGAGCUGAAGGAGGCCCUGCAGCCCAACAGCACCCACUUCCUCAAUGUCUACUUCGCCAGCUCCGUGCGGGAAGACCUCGCAGGUGCCGCCACCUGGCCUUGGGACAAAGAGGCCACCAGCCACCUGGGUGGUGUUGUUCUCAACCCAGCCUAUUAUGGCAUGCCUGGCCAUACCAACAUCAUGAUCCAUGAAGUGGGGCAUGUCCUGGGACUCUACCAUGUCUUCAAAGGGGUCAGUGAAAGAGAAUCCUGCGAUGACCCCUGCAGGGAGACGGUGCCAUCGAUGGAUACGGGAGACCUCUGUGCCGACACUGCCCCUACUCCCAAGAGUAAACUGUGCCAGGACCCAGAGCCUACCAACGACACCUGUGGCUUCACCCACUUCCCAGGGGCUCCAUUCAACAACUACAUGAGCUAUACAGAUGAUGACUGUACUGACAGCUUCACCCCUAACCAGGUGGCCCGGAUGCAUUGCUAUUUGGACCUGGUGUAUCAGCAAUGGAGUCAAAGCCGAAAGCCCACCCCCAUUCCCAUCCCACCCAUGGUCAUCGGGCAGACCCACAAGUCCCUCACUAUCCACUGGCUGCCUCCAAUUAGUGGAGUUGUGUAUGACAGGGCCCCCGGCAGUGUAUGCGGCGCCUGCACUGAAGAUGGGACGUUCCGUCAGUAUGUGCACACAGCUUCCUCCCGGCGCGUGUGUGACUCCUCAGGUUACUGGACUCCAGAGGAGGCUGUGGGGCCUCCAGAUGUGGAUCAGCCCUGUGAGCCGAGCUUACAGGCCUGGAGUCCUGAACUCCAUCUGUACCACAUGAACAUGACAGUCCCCUGUCCCGUGGAAGGCUGCAGCCUGGAGCUGUUCUUCCAGCACCCGGUCCAAGCUGACACCCUCACCCUAUGGGUCACCUACCUCUCCAUGGACUCUUCCCAGGCACUCUUUGACACUGAGAUCUUGUUGGAACACCAGGAGUCUGUGCACCUGGGCCCCUUGCACACUUUCUGUGACACCCCACUCACGAUCAAACUUCACGUGGAUGGGAAGGUCCUGGGGGUGAAAGUCUACACCUUGGAUGAGCGGAUGGAGAUUGAUGCAGCUCUGCUGACGUCUCAGCCCCACAGCCCUCUGUGCUCCGGCUGCAGACCUGUGCAGUACCAGGUGCUCCGGGAGCCCCCAUUUGCCAGUGGCUUGCCAGUGGUGGUGACACAUCCUCACAGGAAGUUCACUGACGUGGAGGUCACACCUGGGCAGAUAUAUCGGUACCAAGUUCGAGCUGGAGCUGGAGCAGAACUGGGAGAAGCUUCGCCUCCUCUGAGCCACAUCCACGGAGCUCCUUAUUGUGGAGAUGGGAAGGUGGCAAGGAGCCUGGGAGAAGAGUGUGAUGAUGGAGACCUUUUGAGUGGAGAUGGCUGCUCAAGGGCAUGUGAGCUGGAGGAAGGCUUCAACUGUGUAGGGGAGCCAAGCCUGUGCUACAUCUAUGAGGGAGAUGGGGUGUGUGAGCCUUUUGAGAAGGAAACCAGCAUUGUAGACUGUGGCCUCUACACUCCCAAAGGGUACACGGAUCAGUGGGCUGCCCAAGCAUACUCCUCUCACGAAGACCAGAAGAAGUGUCCUGUUUCCUUGGUCACUGGAGAACCUCAUUCCAUGAUUUGCACAUCAUACCAUCCGGAUUUGCCAGAGCACCAUCCUCUUACUGGCUGGUUUCCCUGUGUCACCAGUGGAAAGAGACCUCAGGAUGAAGGGUGUGAGCAGCCAGAAGGUAGCCUGCAGAGAGAGGAUGAGAUUUGGCUCAAAGUAUGUUUCAAUAGACCAGGAAUGGCCGUGGCAAUUUUCAUUUUCUUGAUGUCUGAUGGUCUGGCACCUGGGGAGCAUCAGCGGCCAACGGUGACCGUGCAUCUGACCGAUGUCAGUGGAAACAACCACUUUCUUGGGACCUACGAACUGUCGUGCCAGCAUAAUCCACUGGUUAUCAAUGUGACGCAUCACCCGAAUGUCCUUUCCUGCCCUACCACCUCUGUGCUGCUGGAUUUCUCAUCCGCGCUGGUGGGCAUCUCGGCAGUGGCUCUAAGGACAUCUUCGUGCAUGAGUCCUCCGGCUCCCAGUAACUGUAUCCCAGAGCACAAGGGGCAAAAUCAUCAGGGACAGAGCUGCGUCCACCCGCCCUGUGGGGAGCAGGGCAGCUGUGCGCCGUUGCUGCUGGACCAUGCAGAUAAGAUGAACUGUACCUCUGGUGGCUCGGGUCACAUGAAGUGUGCUGUCACCUGCCAAAGGGGCUUUGCCCUGCAGGCCAGCAGUGGGCAGUACCUCAGGCCCUUGCAGAAGGAAACUGUGCUCACAUGUUCCUCGGGGCACUGGGACCGGGCUGUGAGCUGCAUGCCCCUUGACUGUGGCAUUCCUGAUGGGUCUUUGGUGAGCUACGCAACCUUCUCCUGCUCAGAGGGAACGGACUUCCUAAAACGCUGCUUCAUCUCCUGUGUCGCGCCAGCCAAGCUUCAAGGACUGAGCCGGUGGCUGACCUGUCUGGAAGAUGGGCUCUGGUCUCUGCCCGAAGCCUACUGCAAGUUGGAGUGUGAUGUUCCCCCUGUGAUCCCAAAUGCCGACUUGCUUCUGCCUCGCUGUCUCCAGGGUAACCAUGAUGUGGGCUCCGUCUGCAGAUAUGAAUGCAAACCUGGCUACUACGCCGUGGAAAGCGCAGAGACUAAAGUCAGGAAUAAGUUCCUGAAGAUACAGUGCCUGGAAAGUGGAGCCUGGGAGCCAGGCAACUGUGCUCCAGUGGUGUGUAAGCCCCCUUCUCCGGUCUUUGAAGGCAUGUAUGAAUGUACCAAUGGCUUUGAGCUCGACAGCCAGUGUGUGCUCAAAUGUAACCAGGAAACUGAAAGGCGUCCCAUCCUUUGCACUAAGGAGGGGCUGUGGACUGAGGAGUUUAAGUUGUGUGAGAACCUCCAAGGCGAAUGCCCACCACCCCCCUCGGAGCUGAAUUUUGUGGAGUACAAGUGUGAACAGGGAUACGGGAUUGGUGCAGUGUGCUCCCCAUCGUGUAUAAUCCCCCCCAGUGAUCCCGUUAUUCUGCCUGAGAACAUCACUACUGACGCUUUGGAGCACUGGAUGGAACCAAUCAAAGUCCAGAGCAUCGUGUGCACUGGGCGGCGUCAUUGGAACCCCGAACCCUUCCUGGUCCACUGCAUCCAGUCGUGCGAGCCUUUCCAAGCAGAUGGUUGGUGUGAUACUAUCAACAACCGGGCCUACUGCCAUUACGAUGGGGGUGACUGCUGCUCUUCCACACUGUCCUCCAAGAAGGUCAUUCCAUUUGCUGCUGACUGUGACCUGGAUGAAUGCACCUGUCUAGACCCCAAGGCUGAAGAAAAUCAGUAACUGUGGGUUCAAGCCCCUCCUUCCACUGCCAUGGAGGCAGUAAGAAAGAAAAGCCUCCACAAAAGCAGAAGGUGAAUGAAGAAGGAAGGUCCUAUAAUGAAGGAAGGAAGAAGAAUACAAAGAAUCUUGUAGGUGCCAACUAUUGCAUCAAGCAGCCCAAAUAGGGAAGAAUCAUAGGCAAAAGUUUCUUCAGAGGCAGUUGACGAAAAGUGGAAGGAGAAAUCUGACAGCUGUACCAGGACCCUCACCCCAUUUAUAUCCUGUCCAACCCCAUUCUCAACUCUUGCCUCCCCACUCUUCAUCCUGCCAAUCGUUCAGCCCCACCCGACUUGUAAACCAAUACCAAAAUAUUAGAGCAGAAGCUGCCAGGGACACUUUGUUAAUACCCAUUUUUAAUGGAUUGCCAUUUUUCAGGGCUCGCCUACUCCAAACUGGCUCUUUCCCUCUCUUUUGUGUAGUCUCCCUUCGUAAUAAUGAGGUUAGUUAUUAAUUCUUUAUAAGUAUUUAAACAUAAUUAUAUAAAUAUAUUAUAUAUAUUAUAUUUUUUGCUGUCUACUAAGCUAAAAAUUAUACAUUGUUCCACACAUGCUGCUGUGAAGUUCACAUCCAAAAUGAAUGCUGAGAGUUUGAGGACAGAAAUAUAGGCUCUGCCAUCUUUCUAAUGAUGGGGAUCGGCAGGUUGGGAGGGAAGCGGAGGAGAGAGAGAUUAAAUGGAGUUCUUGAUGCUAACAUGUCAGCUAAUCGUGUUUUUAUGAGCCGGGAGCUGGACCCAGGCAAAGGAGAUGAGGAGCAUGGAAAGUUGGGUGGAAGGAACCAUUGGUGAUGGGUCCAGGAGUUCUAGACUAUGGCUCUUGAGUAUCCAUCCAAAAAUAUAUAUAAAAUACAUUCACUCAUUUUCAAUUGUCAGAACUCUUAGCUGAGUUGGUGAGACCCAGGAUUUUCCAUACCUCCAUAUAUGCCUUUCCAAGUGUGGCUCUCACCAGCCUGUCAACAAGUUUGUAUGAGGGCCCUUUCUCGGAUCAUCAGGAUUGUAGGAACUCACACAUGCCUCAUACUUGGCCUGUGUGGUCUCACUCAUUCUGAGCUCUAUAGCCUGGCCAUCAUUCACAGACAUGUGACCAACUGUUGAUUUUUCUGGGGGGAAAAUGUUAAGGAAAAUGGCAUAGGGGAAAGGUGGGAGGAGAUGGAAGAACAUGCAGGGAUGGAGGGACCAAGGGAGAACGUAGAGCUGGGAGAGGUCAGGGCUCGAUCAGAGCCCAGGGCAAAAGGAUGAGGAUGAAGGGAGUCAAGGAGACAGCCUUGUUCCAAGCCGGCCAGAGGGGAUCAUCUUCGAAUCAAUGCAGAAUCUAUAGCAAAUUCUAUUUGAGUGUCAUGUAUAAAAUCUGUGACCCAGAGAUUUCCAUUUGUGCGAGCUAUGGAAACACAUGGAGCAAGGGUGACACUCUGUGGGGAGAGAGAAGAAUUUCAACAAUUUAGAGUACAUCUUGUUGUCUUCCUUUCUUGUUCAAUAAAUGGACUGUGUGUGAAAUGACCACAUUAACCUGCCUGUCGUUACAUCCCAGGCUUGCUCUUUUUGCACGUGGUCUAUGACAGCUGUUUGUUGGUUAAAAAAUUGGGCCUUGAGGAAAGAGAGAAAGUGGCUAAUUUCUUGCUCAACACCCUGGUUGAUCAUCUCAGGAAGGGCUGGGAGGCUGGCCUACCUCAAAGCUUCUUCUCCAUUGGAAACAAAAAACAGGCAGGCGUUAGAGUGCAGCCUUGGUCUCUCUGGGUCAUGUGUUCUUUGGCCCUGACCACAAGUUUUCUACUCUUCCCAUCAACACAGAGACAAUGGCUCUGCAAAUAGGAAGAGGAAGUACUACCCACCAUUAUUGUGAAACAGACUUCAUGUAGGAAAGAACAAUAUUCUGGAAUAGAAUGAAAAGAAGGGGAUACAGACAUGCUAAUCUGUGGGGAUAUGAAAUGAGGGUGGCAAAGUCAUUGGGGAAAGGAAAGAGAAUUUGCUCAUCCACAAAACACUUGUCCUCUCUAUUCCUAGCCAUACUGUGCAUUGUCUGGAUUCACAUGGAGUGGCCCCAAGAAAUGAAUGAGUAUGUCUACCUGGGAUUCUGAUAGGUCUCAAUAUGGAAGGGAUAGUGAAACCAUUCAGAUUGUCCAUUUUUUGAAGAAAAUUGUAAAUUAUUUUGUGGGGAGAGUGUCCAAAUUCUUGGAAGCAUGUCAGUUCUGUGUAGGGCAUUCCUGCACUUUCUGAGGCUGAGGCAAUGGAAUAGUUAUCCUGGGCAUCGUCCAGCUCAGGAAGACCACAGCUCCCCACGUUAAGCAUGUGCAGGCUGUGGUUCAGGCCAGUGGGACCUCCUCCACGGGAGUAACAGAACAUUUCUCUUUCCAAACUUCAUUUAAAAAUAUUGUAUUCUCCAUUGGCAACAUGUGUAAUCCACCACUGCCCUGGGAAGGCAAGGGGACCAGUUCCUGUGGCAGGUAGAAAGCCCCUCAGGCUGAAGGCUGCCAAGCGGCAGUCAGCUCCGAGCAUUCCCAGAUUGCAGGUUUUCCAGCCCUUGCCCCUGGAGCCUAAUGUCUUAAGCUCCUAGAUCACUAUUAAAGCUGAAGGCCUGAGACACCAUGGUCACGGAUCCCCAGUGGAACCAACUCACCCUCAUUCUACGUGCAUUUUGCUGCUCUUACCUACACAUGGGGUUACAGAGGGCCUCUCCUAAAGGCCCCUCUGUCUGUCUGUUCAAAAUAACUUCUCUGUUUCCUGUUUUCCUAGUAACUAGGGGCGCUGGUGCUCAAAUUGCCCGGGGUGAGCUGAAUCUGAUUAGUGUGACAGCCCCCAACCAAAGAGGUACGAGAACAGAUCGAGGAACAUGGACAGUAGGCGAAGUUGUACGUGAAAGCAGAAAGCUGUUCUUGAUUCUCUCCUUCCAUUCCAUCCGUUACGAGGCAUAGGCUUGGCACUCACCCCCCUCUAUCAUGUGAGAUCACUAUUGAGUGCGUCAGUCAGCGCCCCAAGGGGAUGGCUUGCUUAGGAACACAGUGAAAGGAGUUGAUCUACUGUAUUGUAACGUAAAACAGCUACAGCCAGUUAUUUUGUAAGGUUAUAAGAUGUUCAUUAAAAAAUCAGCACACAAAA
Molecule: messenger RNA, 9696 nt
Organism: Manis pentadactyla (Chinese pangolin)
Lineage: Eukaryota; Metazoa; Chordata; Mammalia; Pholidota; Manidae
Gene: PAPPA2
Product: pappalysin 2
Exons: 23
Coding region: 1203-6569 (1788 amino acids)
Molecular function (GO): metallopeptidase activity
Source: RefSeq, a predicted model, not a curated record